AUGUCGACGGUCAUCUCUUGCUCCCUCCUGAGCGGCCGGCCGGCGGACGCACCAUCGCGCUCCUCCGGCAAUCGGGCUCCUCCGACGACGGGGAAGGCUGCCGCGGUUUCUCUCUCUAGUUUCCAGCGGCAGUCCAGGCCCUCCUCCGUGUGCUGUGCAAGCAACCCAAAAGGGGAUCAGCACGUACCAAAGACGGAUUUGCCGCCGUUCGGCAUCUCCCCCGUCGCUCUGCUGCACCCCGGGUCGCCGCAGGGGGAGCGGUGGGGGAUACAUGAGAGGGCCGACAACGUGAGCAUGUGGUUCGAGGUGCCGGGCCUGUCCAAGGAGGACCUCCUCGUGGAGCUGGACGAGGACGUCCUCGUCAUACGGAAGAUGAAGACCAAGGCGGAGAUAGAGGCUGCGACGGCAGACGCUGUCGCCAGCGGUAGCUCCAAGGACGCGGCCGGAGCGGCAGCGCACGACGGUGACAUGUACGCGCGGCUACUCGUCCCGGCGGGCUACAACAAGGAGACCAUCAAGGCGGAGCUCGCCUCCGGCGUUCUGAAGGUUCACAUUCGUAAAGUCAUGGAGUGCGCACGCAGGAGGAUCAAUGUCAACAUCGACGUCAAGUAG
Molecule: messenger RNA, 612 nt
Organism: Triticum turgidum subsp. durum (durum wheat)
Lineage: Eukaryota; Viridiplantae; Streptophyta; Magnoliopsida; Poales; Poaceae
Source: the annotation of a GenBank genome assembly